AUGCCCAAGAAUAAGGGUAAAGGAGGUAAAAACAGGCGGAGAGGUAAGAAUGAGAAUGAAUCUGAAAAAAGAGAAUUAGUCUUUAAAGAAGAUGGACAAGAGUAUGCUCAGGUCAUCAAAAUGUUGGGAAAUGGACGGCUAGAAGCAAUGUGCUUUGAUGGUGUGAAGAGGUUAUGCCAUAUCAGAGGAAAGUUGAGAAAAAAGGAUAACAAAGCUGAUGUGAUUUUAAAGUACAAUGCAGACGAAGCUAGAAGUCUGAAGGCAUAUGGCGAGCUUCCAGAACAUGCUAAAAUCAAUGAAACAGAUACAUUUGGUCCUGGGGAUGAUGAAAUCCAAUUUGAUGAUAUUGGAGAUGAUGAUGAAGACAUUGAUGAUCUUGUUGAAGCACUGAAAUUGUAA
Messenger RNA from Pteronotus mesoamericanus, 399 nucleotides. Its product is annotated as eukaryotic translation initiation factor 1A, X-chromosomal-like. Gene Ontology annotation, biological process: translational initiation. Gene Ontology annotation, molecular function: RNA binding; translation initiation factor activity. Gene Ontology annotation, cellular component: cytoplasm. Lineage: Eukaryota; Metazoa; Chordata; Mammalia; Chiroptera; Mormoopidae. The record is from RefSeq and is a predicted model, not a curated record. Bases 1 to 399 code for a protein of 132 amino acids. The transcript has 2 exons.